Messenger RNA from Mesorhabditis spiculigera, 897 nucleotides. The record is from the annotation of a GenBank genome assembly. Lineage: Eukaryota; Metazoa; Nematoda; Chromadorea; Rhabditida; Rhabditidae.
AUGGACAUUUUGCCCGGCGAACUUUUAAGACAAAUAGUCAGUUUAUGUGACUUUGGAUCGAUAAUCCGGCUUAGACAGAUUAGCCGCCGGCUUCAAUAUUGCGCUAAUGAGGUCCUAUUUGAACAAGGAAAAGCUUCGAUUGGAAAUGAACUGCUCAAGGACCAUGAAUCCGGGUGUUUUGUUGGGCGUGAAAAGUUGCGCAUGGGCAAAAUGACGUCUUUUUUGCGGGCUUAUAUGCACAAUUUACAAGUUUUGCGACUAGCUGAUGCUGAUUGUACAUUAACAUUAACAAACGUUUGUCAGUUAUCACAAGCGGUUCCCAACCUUGCCUGCCUGGAGAUCAUCAUCUCAGGGCAGUUGGCCUUGGAGCCGGAUGCGUUGAGAGGGUUGGCAAUGUUCAGAAAUCUGAAAGAAUUACGGAUAAGCGACUGGAGCCCAAGAAUGGUUAUUAGGAAAGGCGGCUGUUAUCGACAAGAAUCUCUCCCGCCGAUGCCCAAAUUGGAAACGUUAAUUUUGGAGAGCUCCCGUGACAGCGUCACAAAGAUUCUCACCCAAAUGAGGGCUGAAGGGAUAUGCUUGCCCGAAUUACGGAACAUUGAGAUAUCCGAUGGCCUAAGCUGCCCACAAAUGCCAACACUGAUCCCAUGGGUCCUCGGAACUCACCGUAAGCUGCAGAGCAUCAAGAUGGAAAACCUACUAUUCUCUAGCCACCAUGACCUCCGGGAAUUCAUAACCGCGAUACUUACUCACCCACGUCUUCAGACGAUCACCCUUCAUCAAUGCAACAUUGUCGAAUUUCUACACCCACACGACUGGAAUAGGUUCACGCAAGAAUGUAAAUUGAGAGAAAUCAAGGUUAUUGGUGCCAUUAGCUCGCUACGAUAUUUGCCGUUACCC